UUUCAGCUUUCAGUUGAGCUCCGACGCUACAACCAAAUGGUUCGAUUCUUUUCCACAACGCCCAGCUUACAUUGUCGUGAUUUCGUGCGUUUGCGUACGACGUACGAUUGCCUGUGUUUGUUUUAAUGUAAUAAUUACCUAUAUGUGUUUGUGUGUAUGUAUAUACAUAUGUGUUGAAUGAAAUAGGCAGACAACUCAAGUGAUAGCUGAGGGAAGAGUUCUGAUUUUGCAGAAAAAAUAAAAAUGCACAUAAAUUAAUAAAUAUUCGCAGAGAAAGAAAGUGAAGCAAAUGAUAAAAGCAACAGAAAAAAUAUAUAUAUAAAUAAAUAUUUUAUAUAAAUAAUAAAUAGGAAGGAAAUAUUCAUUCAUUGCUUCAUAAACGUUUGACAGUGAACUUCGUCAACGGAAAUCAUUACGGCCGACAGAUAAAGUUUUGUCUCGAGUACGAGCCUGAAGUGCGAGUAUUGACAAAAGUGGAAAUUAAACAACUGUGACAUCUGAAAUUAUACAGAUUUUUCAACAAAAAAAAACUGCUGCUUAAGAACAAAUAGUUUCUAUACACUAAACGCCAAGAAAAGCGCGUUCAACGCAAUCAGCGCAAACAUUGACAGGACGUGACGUCGGACAAGAUGAUUCUACGGAUCGUAUUUCUUUCAGCUUUUCUACUCUUCUCCUAUCAUUGCUUAGCCCAGUCGACGAAUGAACUUGACGCAGCACUGCCAGAGCCGCGAGCUUAUAUACCCGAUUCACAGUAUUUAGACUUCGUUUAUCACGAUCACGAUGAUUUGACAAGAUUUCUGAGAGCCACAAGUGCACGUUAUCCGAACUUGACAGCUUUAUACUCCAUUGGCAAGUCUAUACAGGGUCGCGAUCUGUGGGUUAUGGUAGUAUCAUCAUCGCCCUAUGAGCAUAUGAUUGGUAAACCCGAUGUAAAAUAUGUGGGCAAUAUACAUGGCAAUGAGCCGGUGGGUCGGGAGCUACUCUUACAUCUUAUACAAUACUUUGUAACUAGUUACAAUACAGAUCAGUAUGUCAAGUGGCUACUGGACAAUACGCGCAUACAUAUUAUGCCAUCAAUGAAUCCGGAUGGUUAUGCGGUAUCCAAGGAAGGUGCUUGUGAUGGUGGACAGGGACGAUACAAUGCACGAGGCUUCGAUUUGAAUCGCAAUUUCCCAGAUUAUUUUAAGCAGAACAAUAAACGUGGCCAACCCGAAACGGAUGCAGUCAAGGAUUGGAUUUCCAAAAUACAAUUCGUGUUGAGCGGUAGCUUGCACGGCGGCGCCUUGGUGGCGAGUUAUCCAUACGACAACACACCAAACUCUAGAAUUUGUAGAUCAUCGGCUUUAUGCGCGAUGUUCCAAACCUACUCGGCCGCACCUUCACUCACGCCCGACGAUGACGUCUUCAAGCAUUUGUCACUCGUCUAUGCGAAAAACCAUGCGAAGAUGUCACGUGGUGUGGCAUGUAAAUCGGCGACACCCGCCUUUGAGAAUGGCAUUACCAAUGGCGCCGCUUGGUAUCCGCUAACGGGUGGCAUGCAGGAUUAUAAUUAUGUUUGGUAUGGUUGCAUGGAGGUGACGUUGGAGAUUUCCUGCUGUAAAUAUCCACCCGCCUAUGAGUUGAAAAAGUACUGGGAGGAUAAUCAGUUGUCCAUGAUCAAAUUUUUGGCCGAAGCGCAUCGCGGCGUGCAAGGUUUUGUGCUGGAUCCCACUGGUACGCCCAUUGAACGCGCUUCGCUGAAAAUUAAAGGACGCGAUGUUGGCUUUCAGACGACAAAACAUGGCGAGUUUUGGAGAAUUCUACUGCCGGGUUAUUAUAAAUUGGAGGUGUUCGCCGAGGGUUAUGCGCCUCGGGAAGUGGAAUUCAUUGUUGUCGAGCAACAUCCAACACUGUUAAAUGUCACAUUAACACCGUCAAAGCGCGUCGAAGGCACAACAGUACCCUUCUACCGCCCCUUACCCAUACCGCAACAACAGCAACACUAUCGUCCCAUUAGCCCCACAUACAGUGACAGCGGCAUUUUCUCGACCAUCAGCAGCGGUCUCAACAGUUUGUAUUCGAAUAUUUUCGGCUGAUCUUUGCUCUCUUGACUGGCGCUCUUCAUCGAUAUGAAAUUGGUCUUUCUGUUGUUGACCUUUUUCAUUGUAAUUACCAUCAUACAUAUAGCCAGCCGUGCGGAUUUCGAGACACCACAAUAAAUGGAACGCUAGGCAACGAAGAGACGGACGGAAGACGAUGAGCGCACUGUUAGGGGUAGUAAACGUACAAAAUAAGAGAAUUAAGGCAUAAAAGGAAUAAAUUAAAAAUUAAAAAAAUUAAAAAAUAUAGUUAAAAAAUAAGAAUAAAUGAAAAAGUAGAUAUAAAUAUCAGCAAAAUAGAACAGUGAAAAUACACUGCCUGCAUAGUGUAAUGAAACGUUAGAACUACCUUCAAACAUAUACAUAUAUGUAUAUACAAAUUCAAAUGAUAAUAUUCAAAAUUAACAAACUCUAUAUUCUGCAUAAA
Ceratitis capitata (Mediterranean fruit fly) is the source of this 2505-nucleotide messenger RNA. Its product is annotated as carboxypeptidase M. The record is from RefSeq and is a predicted model, not a curated record. Gene Ontology annotation, biological process: proteolysis. Gene Ontology annotation, molecular function: metallocarboxypeptidase activity; zinc ion binding. The transcript is spliced from 10 exons. Gene Ontology annotation, cellular component: cell surface. Bases 630 to 2075 code for a protein of 481 amino acids. Lineage: Eukaryota; Metazoa; Arthropoda; Insecta; Diptera; Tephritidae.